AACUCAUAUUGAUUCAGCUCAUGGGUGAAGAAUCACCUUCUGCUGUCAGACUCUAUCUGGCGACCAGCGAAGCUGACAUCUUCCCUAACACGGGGACCGAGGAGGCAGCCUAUCCCACCCCACCCCACAAGGAAGAGGAGAAAGGAGGAGGUGGGAAGAGAGCUGCACCUUUUUCCAGAAGACACAAGGAGGUGUGUGUGAGUGUGUGCGUCUGUGCUACACAGCAUCCUCCGAGCCUGAUCAGGACCAGCUCAGCACCCUCUCCCUGGACAGCCACAAACCACACGCACAUCCCUCACUGCGGGGAAUCUGCAGGGCAGGAUGCCGGCUCUCGCUGAUGUCUCCUGGACGCUACUGAUGGUGAUUGUGGCUUCUGUGCAAGGUCUGCCCCUUAUGGAUGGGGAAGGAACCGAUGUCCCAGACCUACAGCACACCCCUUCGCAUGGGCGUUCAGACCCUGUCUCUUUGGAACAGCUUGUCCAUCAAGCCGUCAUGAAGAAGGACUUUCUAUCUCAGGAUGUGUUCUUUACAGGCACAACCUCCGUCCCAACGCGAGCUGCCCCAGUCUCACUCUCUGAAGAUGUGGCUUCCUCAGGAAUAAGUGAGGCCCCUGGAGUCCUCACCACUGCAGUUGGUGGAGCCUUCUCUUUACCUCCUCCAAUCAGCACACUUACUCCACCAUCACCUGCCCCAACUGGGGGUCCUGGACCCUCGCCUGAUGGAGAGGAAGAGACUACCACCACAUUGAUCACCACCACAACCGUGACUACAGUACAUAGUCCAGUUCUCUGUAAUAACAAUAUAUCAGAAUCAGAGGGGGUGCUUGAGGCCCCGGAUUAUGCUGGUGGAUCCUUUUUUGGGGGUCUUGACUGUACAUACAGCGUGUCUGUAUAUCUGGGAUAUGGAGUGGAGAUACGGGUGGAGAAGUUGAACCUGUCCAAGGACGAAGUUCUGAGUGUGGAGGGACUCGAAGAAGACCGCCGCUACCUUCUGGCCAAUGAAACGCUAAUGGCUGAGGGCCAGGUGAUCCGCAGCCCAACCAAUCAUAUAUCAGUGCGCUUCCAAACUUAUCGUACCACCAACCCAGGGGCCUUUAAACUGCGUUACCAAGCGUUUGUCCUGAGCUGCGUAUUUCCCGCACGGCCAGAGAAUGGGGAGGUAACCGUCACAGACCUGCACCCUGGGGGUGCAGCCAAUUUUCGCUGUGCCCCUGGUUUUACUCUAAAAGGUGGGAAUUCAUUGGUCUGCCUCAAUAUCACACGACCGCAGUGGAGUGGGAACCCACCUGUGUGUGCAGCAUCCUGUGGAGGAAUCAUUCGAAAUGCCACAGUGGGGCGCAUUGUAUCGCCUGAUGUUUCUGGUAACCAUGGAAACAAUCUUAGCUGCCACUGGCUGAUUGAGGCGGCAGAGGGACAGCGGCUUCACCUGCAUUUUGAGAGGGUGUCAUUAGAUGAAGAUAAUGACAGGCUGGUGGUUCGCUCAGGUAGCUCGCCAUUAUCGCCACUGGCGUAUGAUUCGGAUAUAGAUGACGCCCCAGAGAGAGGUCUCCUGAGCGACGCACAGUCCUUUUACAUUGAGCUUGUCUCGGAGAAUGCCGUCGUCCCAUUACUUCUCAGCUUACGCUAUGAAGUUUUCUCCGAGUCUCGUUGCUAUGAGCCAUUCCUGGCCCAUGGAAAUUUUAGCACCACGGAUCCACUUUUUGGUCCUGGGGCGCUGGUGUCAUUCUCCUGUAAUGCAGGCUACAUGCUGGAGCAGGGUCCACCUGUGAUAGAGUGCGUUGAUCCCGCCGAUCCUCACUGGAACGAGAGCGAGCCUGUGUGCAAAGCACUGUGCGGUGGGGAGAUUUCUGAGCCCGCAGGUAUGAUCCUGUCUCCAGACUGGCCGCAGAAUUAUGGGAAAGGUCAGGACUGCGUGUGGGGCAUCCAUGUGCAAGAGGACCGGAGAGUUCUGCUGGAGAUCGAGAUACUGAACAUACGGCGCAGUGACGCAUUGACAGUCUAUGAUGGUGAUGACCUCACUGCGCGAGUCCUCGGACAGUACAUGGGAGUCCAUCAGCGGUUCAACCUCUUCUCCUCCGCCAACGAUGUCACAUUACAGUUCCAGUCUGAUCCGAACGAUCCUGUGUUCAGCAUGAGCCAAGGAUUCAUCAUUCACUUCAAAGAGGUGCCACGGAAUGACACCUGCCCAGCGCUCCCUGAAGUGGCGUCUGGCUGGAAGACAUCCUCGCACCCAGAUUUAAUCCGUGGCACAGUGGUGACCUAUCAGUGUGAGCCUGGGUAUGACAUCACUGGCUCAGAUAUCCUCACCUGCCAAUGGGAUUUGUCGUGGAGCAAUGCCCCACCCACUUGCGAGAAAAUCUUGAACUGUGCGGAUCCUGGGGAGAUCGGGAAUGGUGUGCGACAGGUGUCAGACCCACGGUUCCCCAUCAGCUCCCGUGUACAGUAUACGUGUAAUGAAGGCUAUACACUGGAGGGCAGUAAGACACUGACCUGCUAUAAUCGGGAUACUGGGACCCCCAAAUGGAGUGACCGCAUCCCCAAGUGUGUCUUGAAGUACGAACCCUGUCUGAACCCGGGGGUCCCAGAAAAUGGUUACCAGACCCUCUAUAAGCAUCAUUACCAGGCUGGUGAGGCGCUACGAUUCUUCUGCUAUGAAGGCUUUGAACUGAUUGGGGAGGUCACUAUUACCUGUGUACCCGGACACCCUUCCCAGUGGACCAGCCAACCCCCUCUCUGCAAAGUCGCUUACGAAGAGCUGCUCGACGACAGGAAGCUGGAAGUUACCCAGACGACAGACCCCUCCCACCAGAUGGAAGGUGGGAAUAUUGCGCUGGCGAUCUUCCUGCCCAUCAUUUUGGUCAUACUUCUGAUUGGUGGAAUUUACAUCUACUACACUAAAUUUCAGGGCAAAUCACUCUUCGGAUUCUCAUUCCCAGCAUCCCAUUCGUACAGUCCAAUCACAGUGGAAUCAGAUUUCAACAACCCAUUAUAUGAGGCUGGGGAUACACGGGAGUACGAAGUGUCAAUCUGAAGUGGAUGUGGUUUCUGGGUAUUGGGGAGGGGUGGGUGGGACCGGGCCUACGCGGAAUAUAUCAGAUUAUGGGUCUUUAUUUACAGAUUACCACCACAAGCUACACAAUCCCUCACCCUGCGAUCGUCCAGUACCCAUCAUAAUGUGACCUUCCAUCACGCAUCGUGUGACCUUUCACCUUUGUAAAAUGUCAUUUGUGCCAAAGUUACACUGUAACAUCUGCUCAAGAGAUUGAAGAAUUCCCUGAAUUACAUCCUCCAUUUUAAAUGGACUUUUAGAUUAUUGCCCACGUUACACAUUAAGCAGCCAGUGGCCGGCAGAGCAUUGCUUUUCAUACCCCCAGCCUUGCCAGGAAAUAGAAGAAUAACCAUUAACCCCCAGUAAGGCUCCUUGAUGAUACCACUCCUGUACUUCCUCCCCUGCAGAGCAAUGCUCUUUGCAGAUCAUUAUACUAUUAAACCCACUCCUAUCAGAGAAGAGCAAAGUUAUUGCUCAGCUGCAAAUUCCCCAACACCAUUUCCUGUCUCUACGUGAAGUCACUUUUCUUAGGAGAUUUAAAGAUGGCCACCAGGCUGCAGACCCUUGUAGGGCGACAGUAUCAGGCAUGUUUGAAUUUCCACUCCAUCUGUCUGCGUCAAACCCAGCACCACUUCCAAACUGGCUUUAUUUUCAGGCAAUAAAGAGUGAGAUUUGUAA
Molecule: messenger RNA, 3726 nt
Organism: Pelobates fuscus (common spadefoot toad)
Lineage: Eukaryota; Metazoa; Chordata; Amphibia; Anura; Pelobatidae
Gene: SEZ6L2
Product: seizure related 6 homolog like 2
Exons: 18
Coding region: 322-3030 (902 amino acids)
Biological process (GO): synapse maturation; regulation of protein kinase C signaling
Cellular component (GO): endoplasmic reticulum; neuronal cell body
Source: RefSeq, a predicted model, not a curated record